UCGUGGUGUGUGCUUUACUUCGUUUCUAGCCAUGUCUUCUCACAAGACUUUCAGGAUUAAGCGAUUCCUGGCCAAGAAACAAAAGCAAAAUCGUCCCAUUCCCCAGUGGAUUUGGAUGAAAACUGGUAAUAAAAUCAGGUACAACUCCAAAAGGAGACACUGGAGAAGAACCAAGCUUGGUCUGUAAGAAAUCACACAUG
Saimiri boliviensis boliviensis (Bolivian squirrel monkey) is the source of this 200-nucleotide messenger RNA. NCBI's taxonomy places the organism in Eukaryota, Metazoa, Chordata, Mammalia, Primates, Cebidae. The record is from RefSeq and is a predicted model, not a curated record.